This is a messenger RNA of Batrachochytrium dendrobatidis JAM81, 729 nucleotides long. RefSeq lists its product as uncharacterized. The transcript is spliced from 4 exons. The coding region runs from base 1 to 729 and encodes 242 amino acids. The record is from RefSeq and is a predicted model, not a curated record. Lineage: Eukaryota; Fungi; Chytridiomycota; Chytridiomycetes; Rhizophydiales.
AUGAAGGAAGAGUUCCCCAACUAUCAGAUUGGUGACGUUGAUUUUAAAGACAAGACUUGUUUUAAUGAUUUUGAUGGAGAACUUCAUUUUUUAAAUUCAGAACGUCCCUACAUGCGCUGUUUAUCAUUUCAUGCGUUGUUGGCUCGUGAACAUGCUCUUGAUUACGGAUGGAUUGACGAAAAUGAAUUGAAGGAAUUGGAUGGUGAUGAUAUGUGGUCGGAUGGAUUCCUUGAAAAAACCAGGAAAUUCAUUGAUGAGUGGCGGGUUGAUGUUUGCAAUUACACAGGCAUUAUUCAAAUUGACGAUACUAGUAGAAAGAACCGUCACUGCAAUCAACUCCAACGAUCCAUGAUUCUUUUGGAUUUGAUAUUUCGUAUCCUGUGUAUAUGCGAUUGUGCUGUCAACUCAUCAAACUGCGGUCAAGUCGAUGAUAAAGCAAUGGUUGUCGACUUUUGUAUUGAAAAGCAGUCAAAAGAUUACAUUAAAACAGACAUUAUGGACAGAUUCUACAAAGGAAAUGGGUGUAUCAUCUGUCAUCAAUUCAGACACACUUGUCAGUCCUGUUCCGUAUACAAUGAGUCACAUAUGGACACAUAUGGACACCAAUGCAACAAUCAAGAAUCAAUUGUCAUUUACAAGUCCGAAUUGCCAACCAACAAUCGUACUAAUGGACCAACGGACCAAUGCCAAAACACCUGCACAUCAGACAGUUUAUUGGACAUGACUUGA